UUGGGUGCUCGCUAUGACAAUUUUAUAAAAUCCGGCGGUGGUCUCUGGACCUCUGGUAGCAUUGCAUGUCGCGCUCAAGACACCAUGACGACAUCCGCCACGUUACCCUCCACGACAGGACCGGUACAUGCUGGCGGCUUCUCUACAAUUUCCGAAGACACCGCUGUCGACGAUCCCGUCUUCGAGACACCGCGACCUAUGAAACGAUGCUUAAUUGCCCCGCUCACAGACUCCUGCAAAAAGCGCCGGAAACAGGCUACUCCGGUUCGUAUAUCAGCUGCUGAUUCAGAUUUAGUUCCUCCAGAAGGUAAGCUGUCCAUUGCAUCUCCUGAACCCGAAUUGCAGUGUCCCUUGUGCCAAGUCACCUUUAACGCAGCCGAUCGAUUACAAAACCACAUAACCACCGAACAUGCGAAUGUUCACUGUAAAAAGGAACCAGAAGACGCUCCAUCAGCUCCCAAUUACGAAAGAUGCGAAACUCCCAUCGAGAUGCCUGCUUCCAGAAGCGAAUUACCCUGGAUAAACGAUUUACAAAACAAAGAAUGGAUCAAUCCCAGCCUGCACGGAGUGCAAUUUUCACCGGCCACCUCUUUAUUUAUGUCCCUCCCGCCGUUUACACAGCCCGAUAACAUUCCGACAAGACAACCUGUUAGAAUUUUCAACCCAGACGCGUACUGUGACUUGUGUAAUAAAGAAUUUUGCAAUAAGUACUUUUUAAAAACUCAUAAAGCUAAUAAACACGGAAUUUACUCGGAUCCACCGGUUAACGAAACUUUAGGCACAACAGUUAGUAUUCCUUCGUACGCGUCAAAUAUCAAAGUACCGGUCUCCUCUAAUUCAAAUAAUACUGAAAUUGCGUCCACAAAAACCGAUCCGAAAUCACAAAUUAACCCAUUUAGCGAACUCUUUCCAAGUAACCCCACCUUAUUCACCAAUAAGUUAUUUCCGAAAAUUUCGAAGCCUAUGUUCGAUUCUGAAGUAUCUGAAAAUGCCACGACACCCGACUUUAAUACGUCAGCUGCUUCAUUAUGUAACGGCCAGACCGAGCGUACCACUAUUACCGAAGAAACAAUGGCCGAAGAGACCUCUAGUCCUAAACCAGUACAACACGAUAGUGCAUUGUUAAAAACCGAAUUUAACUUUGAAGAGGGCACAUAUUUUACAUCGCCAAGUAAAAUGUCACCAGGUCAACAGUCACGGGAAAUUGAUUUAAAUCGUCUUAGAAGAAUAGGCGUCAUGAAUCCGAAAGCCUUUUGCGAGAUAUGCUGUAAGGAGUACUGCAACAAAUAUUUUUUGCGAACGCACAAAAUGAAACGGCACGGAAUCUAUAUACCCGAAGACAGUAAAGAUGGCAAAGAAAUGAAAAUGGAGUCAACUUGGUCGCAUAAUAUGCAAACCAGUCCCUUAAAUCUAAUUAUGGCCGAACAAACUAAUUCAAAUACUUCCGAGCGUAAGACAAGCUCUCCGGCGGAUAUUUCGUGUGAUACGUGCGGUAUUAAAUUUCAAAAUGCCAGUUUGGCUCAACUUCACAACGUGAGCGUUCACUCUCGUUUACCACAAAGUAAUCAUGACACCCCCGAAAUUUUUCCAGAAGAUGUAACAAGAUGUGCGCCGGAGUUCCAAAGUACGGGAGAUAAAAAUAUUAAUUCAGCAGACGCCAUUAGUGAAGAUUUACAGAAGUUGCAAACGAUGAUAUUGCAACUAAAUGAUAUAGACGUAAAUAGGACGGCGAGUACUUGUAAUGUGUGUAGCAAGGAAUUGGAGAAUCGAUACUACUUGCAUGCACAUAUGAUGGCUGAACACGGUCUAUUGGUGGAAGAUGGUGCGGACGCGGAGAAAAAUGUCGAAGACGAAAAUAUUGCCAACAACAACUCUUCGUGUGAUUUAUGCAGUAAAGAAAUACAAAGUGUGGAUGAUAUGAAAAAACAUUUACUCGAAUUUCAUCCCAAUCAUCAGCAUCUGAGCGACAUAAAAGAAGAAUCGUUUAUAAACGCGGAGAAAGGUCCAAUUAGAGGUAACUCGGUCUCCGGAUCAUUUUCUGAUCGGAGAAGUUCAAUGAGUCUUACGCCCAGUAGCAGUUACUGUGAGAUUUGCAACAAAGAGCUUUGCAACAAAUACUUCAUGAAAACCCACAUGCAAAGGAUGCACGGAAUUGAAAUUGAAAAUGGUGCUCAAAUUGGAGGAGUUAUAUGCGACAUAUGUAACAAGGAACUUUGCAGUAAGUACUUUCUUCGCGUGCACAAGCAUAACACGCAUGGUAUCGUCGAAUACGGCUCCAGUCUUCUACAACCUCGAAAAACGGAUCCGGAAACUGCCCCAUUGCUUCCAUCUGAACAAGAUUCUGCUUUAAAACCGGGAGACCUCGCCGACCUUAGCCAUCGUUACUUUACACAUUUUACUGAGGUUUGCACAAUAUGCAGUCGUCGUUUUCGAAGCACAAAAUGGCUAAAGGCGCAUUUGUUAAGUGACCACGGUCAAACGGGAGCAGAAAAGUGGGCAGAAUUGGAGCAGCAGCUGCAACAAUCGCUUGGUCAGAAUUCGAAGUCAACAAGUGUGAAAACUCCACAAAGUGAUCGCGCCAGUCCAACAUUAAAAAUACCGAACGGUAAUCAAGACAGUACGCCAAAGGUGGGGCUACAGAACGUUUUAUCGACAAUUUUUGGUACGGAUGAAACAACACCUAAAAAUUACCAUUGUUCUUACUGUCCAUUUUCUACGCCCGUUCUUCCUUUUCUAUUUGUGCACGAGCGAUCGCAUUCUCUGCAGCAGAGUGAAGGAGACACCGCUUCGCCUAAAUGUCCAGUUUGUACUCAAAACUUUGCACAAACAGAAAUGUUGCAGCACCAUUUGUUCACUCAGCAUCCCUUUUUUCCGUUGCCACCAUUUUUCAACGGUAAUUCCGAAUCGCAUCCCGAAAAUCAGACACCGAAGGAUAGUUUCGAUUGCCUUGAAGAAGAUUCGAAAACAGACGAAGCGGAAGUCUCACCAAACGAAUCCACGAAGCAGUUGUGCAGCAAAAGCAAAAAAGUGAAACGAAAAAUCAAUCGCUUGGAACUGUCACCGGAGGUGAGUCAAUCGCUAAAGGACGUAGCGAAGAGGUCUCAAUUACCUGCGACUUAUGCACUACCUCAACUUGGAGAGCAAACAGGCACACCGGGAUACGUAAUGCAGGCAUUUCUCUUAGAUGAAUCGGCGGUCGAGCGUAGGUUUGUACCGUCCGUAGUUUUUCUGCCGGUUUUACAAAAGCAAUCGGCCCCAGUAACCGUGACUUUCACCCUUACCCCAGCUUAAAACAGUUUCCUACAAGUAGUUUGCGUAGAUGUGACAUAUUUUUUUAAGAAACGAGAGACGGCGAUAGCAACACCUGUGAUUUUUAUUUUAAUUUAACUUAUAUUGUAUAAUCUAAAAGUAUAUAAUAUAUAUAAGCGUAUUCCUAUAUUUGCAAAUUACCUCGUAUAUUACGAGGGUCAUAUGAACACAUAUUUUUAUGCAAAUACCGGAAAGACUGAGUGAAAUUUUAUAUAGUCUGUUAAUUUUCACUUUAAAAUAUCGAGAUACUGAUGUUUUGUACGAUAGAAUGCUUUAGGUGAUGUUUAUGAAGUUCCUAUUUUAUCUCUCGAUAUACCUAUUUGUUCACAAACUGUAUUCAGUUAGAUAGAUGUAGCUUGCUCAAGUCAGUUAGCGUUCUGCAUGCCCAGUCCACGCAACUCAGGGUUAGCUGAAACGAGUACAAUCACACCUCAUCGCGGCUUUUGGUCGCUUUCCUGUCUCGAGUUCCUGACUAGUAGUAGGGUCUAUCAUAUGGUACUCAGUCAAUGCGAGAGACGGCGGCCAGGGGGUAACCGCGGCGGCGGUCGUCGGGCCGCUAAACCGGCAGACGAUCGCCGCCGCGAGCUGUUUUUGAGACGGCCAUAGAUGAGGCCUUCCCCUGUACCGCCGUCUUCAUCUUCAGGGACACUAUCAGUCAUCAUAUGCGGCACUAAUCCGUUCCUCCAGUUCAGUUCCUUGGACGAGCGUCUUCCACGCUCUUAUCUAGUCACAAUCUAGUCGGCUGGUAUGCCAGCAAAAAGUAUCGGUAUGUAACAUAUUGUUUAAAAAUUGUUGUAUAGUACAAACUGACUACCUUUGCUAAUUACUAGUUAUAAUACUACGCUGUGUGCCUUCAGUAAUUGCAAAUUGACCUGCUAUUUCAUAAUGUAACAGCCUGGGUGCUAUGAAUUAUUAUAUCUAUGUUUAACAUUAUAAAAUAAUAAUGUACAAAUUUUGAAACAGAAUUGCUGCAAUGCUAACAGCCGGUGUCUGGUAUUCAAAUUAUUGCUGUAAAAGCGGGUCUCUUUUGUGUCGCUUUUAUACGUCGGGGGAUAUUUUUAAGUUUUUGUUAAAUGCAAAUUGUUUCGCUUUCUUUAUAAUUUUUUCUACUAUUGUUAGUGCGAUCCCCGUUUCCUAAAUUCUGUAAACAGCUGCCUUAGCGCGUGCCCCUACGCCCUUCCCCUGCUUUCUAGCCUUCACGCUAGUUACCAAAACACCCUAAAAUUUUACUUUUUACUAAAUGUAUGCAUCUGUUCAAUUGCAAUAUUGAUUAAGCACCCCUUAAUCCAAAUACGUGCAAAUAUCUUAAUACUUUCUGUAUCUUUUGACGUUUAUUUCGCGUGUUAUUAUGAAUCUCCAUAAAGCGUGAUCCACAUAUCAAAUUACGAAAAUUCAGUAUUCACCCCAAUUCUAAAAAUUAUUGCAACGGGCACAAAAUCAAUUGCAUUAUCGUUUCGAUGGGCAGUAAAAAUUUGAAUACGAACAGGCGGCAUCAAACAAACGUGCUACUUGUAUAACAAUACAUGCAUAAUUUAUGUGCAGCGAAUUUGCCAUAGAAAUGAAUGUGAGCCUUGGCAAAACACAAAAAGAAGUAUCGCGUGGUCGUUUUCCCAGUAUAGGGUAAUCGAACUCGUACGUACAUAUAGGCCUCACAACUUUUAUUGUAGGAUAAAUGAGCAUAAAAUCAAAAUUUGCGAAUCUUACCUUGCGACGUCCGUCUGUUAAUUAUAAGUUGUUAGUAGCGUAAUGUUCCAGGACUCUCAGGGUAGGAAACGCGACAGUCGUUUACGUUAAGUGUUGAUACGGGUUUUACAUUGCGUUUAAUUAGACUAUACUUAGGUGUUAUACACUUGGUGUUAUAAAAUUAUAUUUCCCUCAGUUUUCCUUAAUUUUUAAGCGUGUGUAAAUAUAUACCCAGAAUAACUAUCUCGAAUAUUUACAUGCAGACAUCUGGUUGCAUACGAGCUCUUUAGCUGCUUAGAAUCUUAGUAAUCAAUUUGAUAGUACAAUAGUAAACGGUACUUUAGAUUUCACUUUUAAACGUGGAAAUCGAUUGCGAUUCUAAAAAGGGAGACUUUUUCAAAUCUGUCGCAAUGAUAGGCGCUGAGAACUCUGGUAAAAGCCGUGGUCCACAAAUUCUGAAGUAAACAUCAUUAUCAUUUAGGUAACUAAUUUUGGGCCACGUGCGGGAAGACGCUAAAUGUUUGGGCUCAUAAUUCUAAUUCAAAAGAGAAACCCUUAGUAACAAAAGAUCGACCCCAAAAUGUUUUCGACGCAACAGAAAUUCUAUAAUUAUUAUCUUAUUGAUUUCCUAUCGUACUCGUUUAUCUGUAGCACAUCUCAAACCAAAGAAUUCUGACUGCUCAGAGACCAGCAACACAUAUAUUCUCCUUUUAUAUAAGAAUUCGUUUUACCUUUCUUAUUUAACAGAACGUUACAUGAAAAAAUUGAUUUGUGGCCUUUAAAUAAUUUAAUCGGCGAGUUUAACUGACAUUGUUUACAAUGUACGCAUUGAAUGUAAAAAAAUUGAUUUCGAGUUAAUUGAUUAAUAUUCCCCGAUUCAACCUACAUACUUUUUUAUGAAAUUGCUUUUUUAGAGGUUGCGUCGUCUCAAGCGAGCUCGUUGUGAUUACAUAUUUACAUAACCCUUAUUAAAUCGUAAAUAAAUAUUUGUUUCUUCUAAAUCAAACACAUACUAAAAUGUUGAAUGUCGGUUAGGAUUGGUGUAAUGGGCAUUAGUAAAAGUUUCAUUUUGUGUAGUCAUGAAACCAAUAAAUAAGCGCUGCAUGAAAUAUUGAUAAACUAGGCUUUAUGAAUACCCGAAAUACGAUAAAAUGUUAUUACCUCAGCAUCAAUACGGCCGUUUUGGACUAGAAACCAAAUCAUACCUAAGAAGAUGAUUGAUUUGUCCUAAAUCCUUUUUUUGCACGAGGUUGUAUGUGUAGGGAAAUUGCACGCAGUCUUUAAAAAAAAAGGCGAAAGUUAGUAAUUUGUAAGUUUCCCCCAAUUUACUCAAGUUUGAAAUUUAAAUUCCACUUCGUGUUUCAUGGUUUAUACAUGACCCACUAUAACUAAAUUUUUCAGCUUUUAUUGGUUAAGGUAAAAUUAAUACGGUUCAAGUACCAACGUAUAAACAUUUAGUGGCAGUAAAAAUAUAUAAGUUGUUUAAGUCAUAUCUUUAGGUAUACCUGCAGAGAUCGGUGAUCCACCCUCACGUUCUUGUACGCAAAUUUGAAACUUUUCCGCGUUGAGCGAAAAUUGCUGUCGAGAAUGCGAUUACGUGUUUGAAGAAAUUUAGAAAUGAAAGAAUUUCUUAGCCGCUUCUAUAAAUUACUAAUCGAGGUGACGGUUUUCGAUUUCACCCCUGCCAUCAUAUUUGGUCAUCGGGCGAACGCCCCUGCACAAAAAAUGGAACAAACCUAUAUUUUUCCAAAUCCACAUUUCAGUAAAUUUACGACUCACAUAUAAAAGCGCGAAUAUCCCUGCGCAGAAGACGCCGUCAUACUCUCGCUGAACUUAAUGAAAUAGGCCGGUUCUCCCAAUUAUGAAAUCGAAGGGUCUGUUUUAUAUCGCUAUCCUUAAAAACUUAUAAAGCGCCACAUAUAUUUCGCUAUACGUGAAGCUUUCUACUUUAGUAUGUAGGAAAAUAUAUCCCAUAAUUUCUUUGUGUCAUCUGUAAGAUAUAAAAAAAAUGUAUUCUCGCGAAAAAGGUUUUUUGUCGGUAGGUUGUAAUCUAAUUUACACAACACGCAUGGGGAUUCUUUCUCUCUCCUUUAUCUAUUUUACAAAUAUAUCCUUUUCUGCCUUAAUUCCUUAGGAUUCUACCAAUUUUCUGUAUGUUUUCUCAUCUUCUGUUUUUAUUUAGUUUUCAGACUUCUUUUCAUGUAAUAUUGGUUUUGCCAAUUGUACAUAAAGCAGGGGCAGUGGAUUUCGAUCAGUAUCACAUAAAGAGUAAGAUAAAUUCGUUUUUUAGGAAGAACCCCUUUUUAAAGUAGCGCAUAACAGCUGGCCAAAUUCACUUUGCAUUUUCAUAAAAUUCCCCGGUAUUUACCAAAAAAAUAAAUAAGGGAACAUUGUAAGCCUACAUCAUAAAAACUAGUAAUUUCUGUUACACGAUUUAAUCGAAUUUAAUAAAUCUGACAAUAAUGUGAUUUUCUGACAUGUUUUUCUUUAAUCUUCGAUGCUAUUGUACUUUCUCUCGACAGCUGCAGUUCUGUGACAUCAAAAUACGUAAUUAUUGUAAAAUGAGGGAGAAUUUUACGUAAAAGGGGAAAAUUUUGUUACAAAAGGGGUAGUGUGAUGACAAACAUUCGUUCAUGACAGGUUUCUGUCGACCUUUUUCAGUUUUGUGUAAAUCCCUGCACGCGACCUUUACCGGACGAAUAGGAACAAGUCAACCCUCCACUUUAAUUUUAUGAAAAGAUAAUUUUGGUGACAUCGAAAUUUCAUAAAUGUAAAAA
This is a messenger RNA of Photinus pyralis (common eastern firefly), 7769 nucleotides long. RefSeq lists its product as uncharacterized. Bases 85 to 3291 code for a protein of 1068 amino acids. The transcript is spliced from 2 exons. The record is from RefSeq and is a predicted model, not a curated record. Lineage: Eukaryota; Metazoa; Arthropoda; Insecta; Coleoptera; Lampyridae.